This is a messenger RNA of Protopolystoma xenopodis, 447 nucleotides long. The record is from the annotation of a GenBank genome assembly. NCBI's taxonomy places the organism in Eukaryota, Metazoa, Platyhelminthes, Monogenea, Polystomatidea, Polystomatidae.
AUGCGGGCGGAAAAGCGCAACCGUAGAGAAAUGCGAAAGAAAUCUCUUGCAAAAUGGUAUGAUCUACCGAAAACAGAAUUAACAAAAGACGAUAAAGAAGAUCUGGAAUUCAUUAAAUUACGACGAGUUCUAACCAAUGUCAGCGAAGGUGGAUCCCAUGUUAAGCGCUCUGAUAGCCGAUGCACUCAUUUCCAGAGAGGUGUUGUUGUUGAUGAUCCUGGCGAUUUCCACCAUCGAUUGCCCAAGAAGUUGCGCGGACAGACUCUUGUAGAUGAAAUAUGUCGUAAUGCAGAAAUUAUGCGUGAGCAACGUCUACGUUAUCGCAAAGUCAAAGCCAGCCAAAAUAUCAAAAAAGCCGCCAUACGUCGACGAAACGCACAAAUCCAUCGAAAAUUGGCGAAGAAAGGUGAUCGAGGCCGAAAGAUGCAGUUGAUUCCUAUGAAAUGA